This is a messenger RNA of Nelumbo nucifera (sacred lotus), 522 nucleotides long. Lineage: Eukaryota; Viridiplantae; Streptophyta; Magnoliopsida; Proteales; Nelumbonaceae. The record is from RefSeq and is a predicted model, not a curated record.
AUGUUAUUCAUUUUCGCCGGAAUUGCGUUUCUUAUUGAGUAUUCCUUCGUGGGUAAGGGAUUUACAGGUCUCGGGAGCCAUGUUUAUGAAUUGUUAGCUGGGUUGACGCUUGUCUGUGCUGCUGCUUGCUUUUAUCUAUCGUUCAGACCAACGGCCUUCUUCGCAGAGGUGGUGCUAUCCUCGGGUCUUAUUUUCAAAGGGACAUGGGUGUUGCAAGCUGGGCUGUCUUUAUACACGGAUACAUUUUCCUUGAAGGGAUGCCAUAAGAUUUCGUUGUCUCGGUCUCUUGACAAGAUCAACGAACAGUGUGAUCUCGAAGAGGAUAGCUUGAGGGGGGUGGCUCUGAUGGAUCUCUUGUUUGCCUGGCAUGCAGUCUUAGUCUUGGUCAUGAGUUUCACGUUGUUUGGUGUCCUAUCUUGCAAUAGAAACUUGAGAUGUGGGGAAGGCGCUGCUCCGUCAUUGGCAGAUAUUGAUUCAGAGAGCAUGCUCAGGCGCCCACUUCCAGAGUUUGAGGUCGAGUGA